Messenger RNA from Salmo salar (Atlantic salmon), 1294 nucleotides. RefSeq names its product NFU1 iron-sulfur cluster scaffold homolog (S. cerevisiae). Gene Ontology annotation, molecular function: iron ion binding; iron-sulfur cluster binding. The record is from RefSeq and is marked provisional. NCBI's taxonomy places the organism in Eukaryota, Metazoa, Chordata, Actinopteri, Salmoniformes, Salmonidae. Gene Ontology annotation, biological process: iron-sulfur cluster assembly. Gene Ontology annotation, cellular component: mitochondrion.
AAAUGAAAUGGCUGCCCGCAUAAGAUGGAGUCUUCAACGGUUGAUUCAGUCACGAAAUACAUCACAUUUUAGGUUUCCAAUCAAGACGAGAAACCAGUUCCACACGCAAUGCAUUGGCCUGAACUACAGAAAAGUUCAACUUCUGCCUCUGACUGGAUCCAUACAGUUCGUAGUGCGACACUUGUCCAUUCAGACACAGGACACGCCAAACCCACGGAGCUUGAAGUUCAUCCCUGGUAAGCCUGUGUUGGGGGUGGGGACCCUGGAUUUCCCCUCUCCAAGCUCUGCAGAGUGCUCCUCCUUAGCCAGGGACCUGUUUGGAAUCGAAGGAGUGAAAAGUGUGUUCUAUGGUCCUGACUUCAUCACAGUGACCAAGGCAGAUGAUGAUGUGGAGUGGACGGACAUCAAGCACCAUGCCAUGGAUGCUAUCACUAAGUUCUUUGACAGUGGAGACCCCAUAACCACUGGGGUGACCCACCAUGAGAGCAGUCACUCUGAAGAUGAUGAUGAAAUUGUUUCAAUGAUAAAGGAGCUUCUAGAUACACGGAUCAGGCCCACGGUGAUGGAGGAUGGCGGUGAUGUCAUCUUUAAGGGCUUUGAGAACGGCACUGUGAAGCUGAAGCUGGUUGGCUCAUGCACCGGCUGCCCCAGCUCUACUGUCACCCUGAAGAAUGGCAUCCAGAACAUGCUGCAGUUCUACAUCCCUGAGGUGGAUGAUGUGGAACAGGUGGAAGAUGAAGUGGAUCAUGUGAAUGCAAAGGUUUUCACCGAGUUGGAACGCAAGUUAGGAGACAUAUAAAACUUCUGUCAGCCCCCAUGCCUAUAGAAAAACAGCCUGUUGUAUAGAUGCCUUGCAAACCAGGUAGAUACUGCUUCCACUACCUUAGUGCAAUGUUCAUGUUUUAAAAUAAUAUUCAGCAUUGCCCUUUCAAAAUACCAACUGUGCUGUAGGCUGUUUUUGUCUUUCAUUUACUCAAAUACUGUAUAUUACUGUUACAAUGAAGCAAGGCCACACACUGACACAUUUAUACUGUUUGUCUUUUCCAUUGGAAAGGCCUAAAACUCUGAAGACGGCAGUAUGUUAUAUAUUUGAUAUUUAUUUCUCUGCAGGUUUAUUUACUAAUUGAUUUACUUCAUAUGUUUUCCAAAAAAAAUAGUAUUUUCUGAUGAAAGGACAUUCUGUGAUGGUUUGAGUUAAGGGAUAUGGUUUUUAUCUAUCCCUAGGCCAAACAUGACCAAUUGUUUGUAUGAAAUGAUCACAAGAUAUUGCACAGUUAAAACGACUAAAUGAUUU